This is a messenger RNA of Phytophthora nicotianae INRA-310, 228 nucleotides long. RefSeq lists its product as hypothetical. The coding region runs from base 1 to 228 and encodes 75 amino acids. The record is from RefSeq and is a predicted model, not a curated record. The transcript has a single exon. Lineage: Eukaryota; Oomycota; Peronosporomycetes; Peronosporales; Peronosporaceae.
AUGAAUGCGUGUGCUGUGGAGUUUUGCCCAGACGACCUGCCGACUGGAGCAAAACAGCACGGACAUCACUGCACCGACACCCGACACCGUCAGGGCCUACCGGCACCCGAGAGGCCCGUCAUACUGCACGUUCUAAUCAAGCACCGUGUAAACUGCGGACUUCGUCAUCAAGAACCAACGAUUGGCGCAGCGGAGCUUGUGGGCAAUGCCGCAGGCGGCGCCCCAUGA